AAAAAACUUAUCUUGGACUAUUACAAGAGUUUCAAGCUGAGAGUCACCUCUGGGACAGUCACUUCUGAGUGGCAUCGGCUUGAGAAAGGGAUCAUCACUGGAUGCACUAUUUCAGUGAUUCUCUUUGCCUUGGCCAUGAACAUGCUGGUCAAGUCAGCAGAAGUCGAGUGCAGAGGUCCGCUCACCAAGUCUGGAGUCCGCCAGCCCCCCAUCAGAGCCUUUAUGGACGACCUGACAGUAACGACGACGUCAGUGCCGGGGUGCCGAUGGAUCCUUCAGGGCUUGGAGAAGAUCAUCACCUGGGCUCGGAUGUGUUUCAAGCCUGCAAAAUCUAGGUCCCUGGUGCUCAAGAGAGGGAAAGUGACUGACAAGUUCCGCUUCUCUCUGGACGGCACCCAGAUUCCAUCAGUCACCGAGAAACCCAUCAAGAGCCUCGGAAAGACCUUUGACUGCACCCUGAAGGACGCUGCAUCCAUCAAGGCCACAAAUCGGGAGCUGGAGGCGUGGCUGACAGCAGUGGACAAGUCGGGUCUGCCUGGUAAAUUUAAGGCCUGGAUUUACCAGCAUGGUGUUCUCCCCAGGAUUCUGUGGCCCCUGCUUGUUUACGAGUUCCCAAUAACAACAGUACAGGGCUUCGAGAGGAGGAUCAGCCGUUACCUCCGUAGAUGGCUGGGCCUGCCACGAAGCCUGAGUAGCAUCGCUCUAUAUGGGCACAACAACAAACUGAAGCUCCCCAUUAGCAGCCUGAAUGAGGAGUUCAUGGUAACCCAUGCAAGAGAGGUGCUGCUGUACAGGGAAUCCAGUGAUCCAAAGGUCUCCCAGGCUGGCAUCGAAGUCAGGACUGGAAGGAAGUGGAGGGCGCAGGAAGCAGUCGAGCAGGCGGAGUCACGCUUGCGUCACAGCAUGCUGGUCAGCCCAGUGGCAUCUGGACGAGCAGGGCUUGGUAUCGUUGCAACCACACGCUACGACAAAGCCCUGGGCAAAGACAGACGCCGAUUGGUCCAAGAGGAAGUGAGAACUGGCGUGGAGGAACUGCGUGCUAGCCAGAUGGUGGGGAUGCGACAGCAAGGCGCAUGGACGAGAUGGGAACAGGCAGUGGACCGCAAGAUCUCCUGGUCGGGGCUUUGGCAAGCUGAGCCUUACCGGAUCAAGUUCCUGAUUGCGUCCGUCUAUGACGUCUUGCCCAGCCCAUCCAACCUCCAAAGCCCUGGGAGAAGGACGCUACACUUGGCGCCACGACCAGGUGCUGAAGGCGAUAGCAGAAACCAUCUUCACCAGCAUCACCCAGAACAAGCCUCUCCGACCAGCAAGGCAGGCGAUUGCUUUCAUUCGAGCAGGGGAGAAGCCUAAGCCCAAGCCAAGGGGGGCAGCGG
Molecule: messenger RNA, 1373 nt
Organism: Gadus morhua (Atlantic cod)
Lineage: Eukaryota; Metazoa; Chordata; Actinopteri; Gadiformes; Gadidae
Exons: 2
Source: RefSeq, a predicted model, not a curated record